Molecule: messenger RNA, 1109 nt
Organism: Hydra vulgaris (swiftwater hydra)
Lineage: Eukaryota; Metazoa; Cnidaria; Hydrozoa; Anthoathecata; Hydridae
Product: protein phosphatase 1 regulatory subunit 7
Molecular function (GO): protein binding
Source: RefSeq, a predicted model, not a curated record
GUUGGUUUAAUUUUAUUCUGAAAAUUUGUUUGUAUAUUUUUUUAAAUUAAAAAGUAUAGAAUAAAGACAAACAAUAGUAACCUUAGCAACCAAUCAUAAUGGAGAAUAUGACAGAAAGUUCAGAUGAGGAACAUAACAAUGAAGAUAAAGAUAAUAUAGAAUCAACAGAUUUUGUUAGCUUGAUAAAAGAAGAUGAAGAGUAUGUUGAUUUAACUCAUGCGCGACUUGGAAGAGUUCCUGAUUUAACUCAUGUUACUAAAAUAAAAAGUUUAUGUCUUCGCGAGAACUUGAUUAAAGAUUGGGAUGGAUUAUCUUUACUAACUACUCUUGAAUCUCUGGAUCUUUAUGACAACCUACUUACCAAUAUAAAAAGCAUUGAAACACUCACAAAUCUUAACUACCUGGAUGUGUCAUUUAAUAAAGUGAAAAAGAUUGAAAACAUCGACUUAUUGGUUAACUUGGAAAAGCUUUUUUUGAUUCGAAACAAACUUUCAAAGAUCGAAAAUUUAAAUAGUCUAACAAAAUUAACAUUAUUAGAACUUGGAUCAAAUAGAAUCAGGCAUAUUCAAGGAAUUGAAUGCCUUGUGAAUCUGCAAGAGUUAUAUUUAGGACAAAAUAAAAUUUCAAAGCUUGAAAAUUUAACAACUUUAAAGAAGUUGAAGAUUUUAAGUAUUCAGAGUAAUCGAAUCUUAAAGAUUGAAGGGUUGGAAGAACUUGAAGAUUUAGAAGAGUUUUACAUAAGUUUUAAUGGAAUUGAAAAAAUAGAAAAUCUCCACUGCAACAAAAAACUAAAAACUCUUGAUGUUGGCAAUAACAAGAUUUCUCUUAUUGAAGGGUUGGAUAACUUAAAUGAGCUCAAAGAAUUUUGGUGCAACGAUAACAAUGUCAGUGAUUGGAAAUGUACAGAUAUUUUAGCAAGACUUCCAUAUUUAGAAACUGUAUAUUUAGAACGAAAUCCUUUGCAGCUAAAUGAUCAGUCGGGUUAUCGACGUAAAAUAAAGCUGGCUUUGCCGAAGCUAAAACAAUUAGAUGCAACAUUGACUGGAUAGUUAUAGAAAUUAGUGAUUAACUGAUAACAAUUUUAAACACUUAUCCUUACUUUUUUUAAA